Messenger RNA from Amborella trichopoda, 2680 nucleotides. RefSeq names its product calcium ion binding protein (gene SUB1). The record is from RefSeq and is a predicted model, not a curated record. Gene Ontology annotation, cellular component: Golgi apparatus. NCBI's taxonomy places the organism in Eukaryota, Viridiplantae, Streptophyta, Magnoliopsida, Amborellales, Amborellaceae.
UUUAUUUCGAGCGAAGAGGAUUUGCGUAUUUUUGAAAAAAACAAUGAAAGAAACAGUUAAAUUAGGGGUCCGUUGCAUCGAGACUAUUAUAUUUGGGGGGUGUUUUGCAAUGUUCCCUUCAUAAUUUGCUCACUCACUCCCGUUUUUAGGUGUUGCUUCUUAGAGAAGAGUAAAACCCGUGUUUUUCUCUUCUCCAACUCCGAGACUCCAAUCGUCCAAGAAAAGUAAGAGAAAGAAGAAACGACGACCGUUCCCUGAAAUGAUGAGAAGAGGGGCCCUCCUUCACUAGACCCAUCCACGACAAAUUCAGUGGACUUCAAGAUCCACUUCCAAACUCUCUCUGUAAUGGCUGAUUUCCUUUUUCUCUCUCUGUAACUGCAUUCUCUCUAUUGAAGUCUUUCCUUAAAGAUCUGUUCUCUCUGGCAUAACAAAACCCGAAUUCUUCAUCAUGGCUGAUAUGAACGGUGCAGAGCCUCUAGGGCAAAACCUCAUAAAACUCAUCAGCAAUGUCUGUUUCUCUCUUUUUGUAAUGUCGGUCCUCAUCUUCACAGUCAUUGCAAUCACAUACCAACCCCCGGACCCCUGGCUUGAAUCCACCAAAGCCAUCACCGCGGCUUUCUCUCGCUAUGAAAACGCUACAUUUCACCCUGAUGAUUCUGUCCUCAGUACUGGGGAAGAUUUGGUCGCAAUUUCUCCUGCUUCUUCACCCACUGAUCGCCCACUCACCUUUGAAAGUCUAGAACGAGAGGCCAGUGAUACGAUACAGCUCCUGAAUUUGACUGAGAGUUGCGAAGAUGCCUCUCUCCCCAUCAAUUGCUCAAACCCUAGUGUUCGUGUCACGAUCGAGAGGUUCAAUUUGAAGGUAUUUUCUGGUAUCAAUUUCUUUGAUUAUCAAACACCAGUUCGUGGCUCUAAGCCAGAUGAGUGUGAUGUAGCAUGGAGAUUUAGAUCGAAAAAGGAAAAAUCAUGGAGAAAAUAUAGGGAUUUUAGGAGGUUUAGGCUUAGAGUUCAGGAAAAUUGUAGAUUUGAAGUGGUUAAUGCUGGCAAAUGGCACUCCGGUGUCAAGGCCAAGCCGCCUUCACGUAUUAAUAAACCCUCGUCGAAAUCUCCUUCUGUGUUUGUUGUCGAUGAAGAGAAAUUUAAUGAUUCGAUCACGAAUCAGGCUGCGUUGUCUAUUAGAAAGGGCAAGUACCUCUACUAUUCGAGAGGUGGAGACUACUGUAAAGGGAUGAACCAUUUUCUAUGGAGCUUCCUUUGUGCUUUAGGAGAAGCCCAGUAUCUGAACAGGACCUUUGUCAUGGAUUUGAGCAUGUGUUUGGCUGCAAAUUACAACCCUAGCAACAAAGAUGAAGAGGGAAAGGAUUUCAGGUUUUACUUUGAUUUCGAUCAUAUGAAUGAUUCGGUUUCAAUUGUUGAAGAGGGGCAAUUCUUGAGAGAGUGGAAACAAUGGGAUCGAAAGCAUAAGAAGGACAAGAUCCCUGUGAGGACUGUGACUACUUAUAAAGUAUCCCCAAUGCAACUUAGAAAGGAUAAAAGCACAAUAAUUUGGAGGCAAUUUGAUACCCCUGAACCAGAGAAUUACUGGUAUAGAGUUUGUGAGGGUCAGGCUGCAAAGUAUAUUAAGAGGCCAUGGCACGCACUGUGGAAGUCAAAGAGGUUGAUGAAUAUAGUUUCAGAGAUUAGUGGGAGAAUGGAUUGGGACUUUGAUGCAGUUCAUGUUGUUAGAGGGGAAAAGGCAAUGAACAAAGAGUUAUGGCCCAAUCUUGAUAGUGAUACUUCCCCUGGCGCAAUCCUAGAGAAGGUUAUGCAGAUGAUUAAACCAAGGAGAAAGCUAUAUAUAGCUACCAAUGAGCCUUUCUAUAAUUAUUUUGAUAAAUUGAGGUCGAAAUAUGAGGUUCAUUUGCUUGAUGAUUACAAGGAUUUGUGGGGGAACAAGAGCGAGUGGUACAAUGAAACCAAGAUCUUGACUGGAGGGCAGCCUGUUGAGUUUGAUGGGUAUAUGAGAGUAGAAGUGGACACUGAGGUGUUAGUCAGGGCAAAGAAGCGUGUGGAGACAUUUAAUGAUUUGACAAAGGAUUGUAAGGAUGGGAUCAACACGUGUUGACGGAGGCUGUUGAGUGCAUGUUGAAGAUAGAGCUGCAGAUAAUUUCAUGCAUUUUUGAGGAUGUGCUAGGGGAGGUGUGUUUGUUGCAGAUAAUAGCUCUAAAGUUCCUUUUGAGGGUCAAUCUACAGCGUAUUACAUAGAAUGGGCAUUAGCUCCAUUUCACGAUAGACAUGGAGAGAACUGCUGACCUCUUUCUUUUCCUAAUGCACGGACUGCACUGCAACUCAGACCUAUCGUGUUGGCGAUUUUACCUUGAGAAAGAUGACACAUGAAUCCGAAUGUGCUUGCUCAUUAGAAUAUUCUCUUAAGACCCUUUGUAAUUGUUUUCAAUAUCUCUAGAUUCCUUUUUCUAUCUGAUGAUAGUAAUGUCUAGAACCUUCCCCUUUCUGACGUCGUCAUUGUAGUUGAAGGGAUCACUGUGAGAUGGAAGGACCUUGAGGUUAUUGUGGUAGAUGAUGAGGGCUCGCAUGAUGGAAGAAUUUCAUGUUUCUUAAUAGGGCUUGGUACUUUGAGGCAUGGGCUAAAACAUUUACCCUUUUUAUUUCUAUUAUGCCGAAAUAUUUGGGUUGGAGCACA